Molecule: messenger RNA, 1563 nt
Organism: Trichosporon asahii var. asahii CBS 2479
Lineage: Eukaryota; Fungi; Basidiomycota; Tremellomycetes; Trichosporonales; Trichosporonaceae
Exons: 3
Coding region: 1-1563 (520 amino acids)
Source: RefSeq, a predicted model, not a curated record
AUGCUCUACUCCGCUUACCUGCAGACCUUGGAGCCUCCACACUUCUACAGCGAGGCGGAGGAGAGUGACUUUCACCAUUCCGUUCGUGCCUUCCUUCGUCAAGUGUCAAGGGGAGACGAUGAGGAUGUCACCAACGCCGCUGCCGACCUUGUCGAGUCUUUGUUCGACUGGUUCCCGCCGCUGGGCUUGGGGCUACAAACCCAGGUCGCUGUAGAGACGCCAGUGACGUCUUCCUUUAUGGGGCUCAAUGUCUUCCGUCCGUCUCUGAACUCGCUCCGGACCGGCACCACGGAAAGCACUUGGGAUACAUACUCCAUCCACUCGUCCUCAACGGCAGGGUCCCCAAUUAACUUUUCCGCACCUGACAGGCCAGGUCAAGGAGAACAAGUCCUUGGAGUUCCUGAGCUUCGCCUCACAGCCUCGACCAAGACGGAAAGUAAAGAAGGGGUCAAGCACACCUGGCGCCUCGCAACGCUUAUCAUCCACGUGAAACACUACAAGCUUAACUCUCGGCUUCUUGCGGGCAGCCCUAGAGCGCCGACAGGUACCCAGACAAUCCUUGCAGCCCUGUCAGAGGCUACAGGACUACUUGCAAAGGCUUGGAUGGAAUGUGGAACCUUCUGGAGCAUGAUCAUGGUCAACUCCCAGUUCAGCCGCUUGUGCGUCCUUGAUGUACGAGGAGUGAGGGAAGACAUCGAUGGCGUAGGUGCCACCCCGAUGACUGAAGCUGACGUUAAGCCCGUCGCACAUGACAGCCCUGUCGUGUUUACGAUGGCGCUGGAGGUUUCACCAUGGCUGUUACAUCAGCACCCCAAUGGACGUAUUGACCUUUCUACUUUACUGGGAAGAAAGGUUGUGGAUCCGCACCUUCUCCUCUGCCACGACAUGAUUUACAGUUAUCACGCUACGGCUCAACCAGUAUAUGAGCCGCAGAAUGGGGAGUACUCGCUCAACCACGAGUCGAUGGCUAUACUCUGGGGGUCUCUCGUUCGCGCGAUUAAUCUCAUCGGUAAGAUCCCGAUGGGCGAGCCACUGCGACGACUCGAAGCUUCAAGCGAGGCCCUCAAACUCUACUCCAGGCAGCUCCUGUCGUGCUCGCAGGACGUGGUUGUUUCAUGCGUGACACCGGCUGGUGAUCCGAAUCCGAAGCUGCAAACCCGGGCACCAGUAACACCCGAAACAUUGGAACCGCUGCCGGAGCCACUGAUCCGCCUCCAUGACACACGUGAACAGCGUGCCGUGCCCAGUGCCGGGAUUGGUCCCAACCGUGUGGCUGUGGGAACGGAAUCUGCUGUCGAUCGCGGAAAGACCAAUCCUGAGUUGCGGACCUGGCUCAACGACGUUUCCCUAGUUGGAGGGGACGCAGUGACCGAGCCGCUGGACGACGACAGUGAAGCUGCAACCAUUCCCGCCCAGCCGGAGACUAGCCUGGUGCUGCGGUUUGUCACCAGUCAAGAGAUGGACAUUUUGGAGCUGCUGCGUUUCGGCGAUGUCGCUGGUGCUCAACGUCGGGAAGAUCAAUCCUUGCUCUCGCCCUGUCUCGACUGUUGUUGCAUCGCAUGA